CUUCAGGUUGGCAAACGCUGGGAAACAGUUAUGCCCAAGUCUGGGUUGUCAUGGCAACAGCUGCUUCCACAUGGAGCGGUGGGGGAGGGGGGGUUCGCUCUUCCAUGCAUACAUUUGAAAGUCGCCCGCGUGACAACAAAACAUCGGCAGGCAGAUUAUGUAAUCCAGCGGAAACGAGUGAGGGUCGCCAUGGCAACAGAGCACCGAGAAAUGUUUUCUUGUCUUUUGCCCGCAGACGGACGCUCGCGCCAGCGCUGGCAUGGCUUCCGGAAAUGUCACGGAUGGAAUUAAUAACGGUGGACAAUUUGUCUGGAUGUGCUGAUGGAUGGAUGAGUGCGUUGAAGAAAGAGAGAACACGGCAUGUAUUGGACGUGUUGUAUUGACACGUUGCAGAAAGUAAAAAUGCUGCAAAACGCCAAACGACACCUGGUUCUGUGGAAGCGCGUCUUCAGCGACAUGGGCCACAUAUGUCUGGAAUUCGAGUACCUGGACAAGAGUCUUUAUGACCUCAUGAGGGAGCGUCAAUUUAAACAUCUCCAAGUGAAGGACAUUCGACCCAUGGUCCAUCAGCUGGCCAGCGCUCUGGACCACUUGAAGUGCGCUCAUAUGAUUCACGCCAACAUCAGUUUGAAGAACAUCAUGCUGAUCGACCACCAGCAGCAGCCGUACAGAAUCAAACUCGGCUUGGCUCAAGGCGCUUCGGUCACCAAAGAGAAUGCCAAUGUUCACAGCCACCCGUAUCGGUCUCCAGAGAUCUUACUGGGGGCUCCGUACACCGAGGCUGCUGACGUGUGGUCUGUCGGCUGCGUGGCGGCUUUCCUCUACCUGGGCACUCAUAUGUACCCUGGCAGGAAGGAAUACGAAACGAUAAAGUGCAUUAUGGAGACUCAAGGUCCAUUUCCAGAGGAUAUUCUUGUCUCUGGCGAGAAGACCUGUGACUUUUUCCGUGGUGACAAAAAAACGAUUACUUGGAGACUGAAGACGCCAGAACAUUACCAACAAGAGACAGGAUUCGCAGCACGAGACACCCGAAAGAUCAAGUUGACUUCUCUCAAUCAUCUUCAGCAACUCAGGCCUUGGUUUUUCGAUGCCAAGCACCCAGCCGAUAAAGAUGUAUACACAGACGACAAGCAGAUGUUUGUGGACAUGCUGAAGGGGAUGCUCCGCCUCAACGCGUCCCAGCGGCUGACUCCGCGUCAUGUCCUAGCGCAUCAGUUCGUCACAAUGAGCCACCUGAAGCCUCAUCACGACGUCAGCCUGUAUGCAAAGUCGUGCUAUGAGUUGAUGUCCCACUGCGAGAAGGAAGCAGCUCACAUUAGCAAAAGGAAAUCUUCAACCUUGCAGAGAACGUCAUCAAAAAGCAGUCAGAGGAAGAGGAACUCCACCACAAGAGCUCACAAGAAGUCCCAUGAUGCAACAUACAAUCCCUCCAAAAGGCUAAAAACUGGAGCUGAAGAUUACCGCACCAAUCGACACCACCGGAAUAAUCAAGCCAAACAACCUGCCGGCGAAAGAAGCCUCUCCCUGACCUCGAAUCCCUCAAGACUGAGGUCGAAGGAUGCAAAGUACAUAAAGCUGAAAACCAGAUUUGCGGCACGCUUCAUGGAGGAGCAAAGCACGAUGGAUGAGAAUCAGACUCUUCAAAGUGCUGCAGCUCGGAGCCACCACAACCCUGGACCAGGAACAAAAGCCUGGAUUUUGGGGAAGGAUCCUCCCAAAAGUGUACUCUAAUGACCAAAACACAAAAUACUUUAGUUUUCAGUGCAAAUCAUGUAAAGACGUCACAAAAGCAAAACUCAUUUACGCACAGAUAAGAAAACAUCAACACUCGCCAACAGUUGAAGGGAUAAAAACGAAAGGCUGGUUAAAAUUUCAAAUAAGGGUUAAGGUUUCAAAGAAUUUAAAAUUAGCGCUUAAAUCCACGGUUAGGGUUUCAAAGUCCAAUUUUAGCGUCAGAGUUCAGUGUUAGCGUUUGAAGUUACAUUUUCAAAUUGGGUUUUCAAGCUAGGGUUAGAGUUUAAAAGUAGAGUUUAAAGCCAUGUUUAGGUUUCAAACAAGGAUUAGGCUUCCAAGCCAGUGUUAGGGUUUGAAGUUGGGUUUUCAAACAAGGGUUAGUUUUAAAUUAGGGUUUGGGUUUCAAGGCAGUGUUUGAAGCCGGGUUUAGUGUUUCAUAGUAGGUCAAAUUGGGGUUUGAAGCCAGGGUUAAGUUUCAAAGUAGGGUUAGUGUUUCAAAAGUAGUGUUUGAAGCCAUGGUUAGGACUUGAAAUUAGGGGUUAGGGAUUCAAAGUAGGGCUUGAAGCCAUGGUUAGGACUUGAACCCCCAACUAGUCCACUUAAAAGCUCAGCUGAGCUUUUUCAGCUGUAGCGCAUCUAAUUUAGCUGUAGUUGUUUUCAUUUCACGGUAGGUCAACUCUUUUAGCUUGAGCUCUUCUCGUUUUGCUAUUUCUCAAGUCAUUCAGCUGUAGCUCAUCUCAUUUUACAGCGGCGAGAACAUCUCGACCCGAUUAUCCUCCUCCCGAUCGCACGACGCCAUAGCAGUAGUUUUAUUUAUAUGGCAGAGGACGACACCCAAAUGCCACACGGGUGCGCUCGGGCCCGCCGGAUAGGCUUAGGUGGCGAGCAAAGGUGCUGAUCCAAACUGACAUUUGAAAAAGUGGCACAAUGUGCAUUCACGCGGUUACACUUUGUUCUCUGAUGAAGAAGAGGAAGACACAAAAACACUUUGCCGCUUCAGAUCAAAUCCGAUCACAUCACUUUCGACUGUACAGUGUCCGUUUGCUCACUCGUUGACAUAAUAA
Molecule: messenger RNA, 2798 nt
Organism: Phycodurus eques (leafy seadragon)
Lineage: Eukaryota; Metazoa; Chordata; Actinopteri; Syngnathiformes; Syngnathidae
Product: homeodomain-interacting protein kinase 2-like
Exons: 9
Coding region: 361-1731 (456 amino acids)
Biological process (GO): peptidyl-serine phosphorylation; peptidyl-threonine phosphorylation
Cellular component (GO): nucleus; cytoplasm
Molecular function (GO): protein tyrosine kinase activity; ATP binding; protein serine/threonine kinase activity
Source: RefSeq, a predicted model, not a curated record